CAGAAGUCAGAUCUGUAUUUAAUGACACCUACCAGUCCUCACAGUGUAGAAGAGUACAUCAUGUUGCAUAGCGUGUUGGGUUUGGUUGUCACCGUCGUUGCCGUCUGCAGUGCGGAUGUGUGUCGUCUGCCGUCACAUCUGUGGUGUAGUUCCAGGAAAACAGCUGAAGACUGUCAAGUAACACAACAAUGUUCAGCCCAUGAUUGGAGACAUCAGGCAGCAGCGCCACCUGUCAACCUGGUGUUGUACUACGAGGCCUUGUGCCCUUUCUGUAAGCAGUUCAUCACCGAUCAGCUGUACCCAACCCACGUCAAGCUUGAUGGGGACAUCCUCAACAUCACCGUCCUACCAUUCGGCAACGCUGAAGAGAAGCAGGAGGGCAACAAAUGGAUUUUCACGUGUCAGCACGGGAGAUCGGAAUGCGAGGGCAACCUUAUUGCAACCUGUGCCUUGAAGACCACGUCCUUCAACUCCACAGCCUACCUGCCCUUCCUCAACUGUAUCGAGACCGCCGCCAACGAACACGUCCUAUGGCCUGCUGUGCUUAAAAAUUGUGCAGUUCGAAACCAUGUUUCGGAGGCCGACAUCAAGAGCUGCAUGAAAAGUGAUGAGGGCAACGAACUGGAGCACGAGAUGGGCGUGGCCACCAAGAAAGAGGGAGUGGAGUAUGUCCCUUGGAUCGUCAUCAAUGGUCAGCACACAAACGCGACAAACCAGGAAGCCCAGGAUGACCUCCUCAAGUUGAUCUGUAAGACCUACACUGGCCCCAAGCCUCAGGCAUGUACUAGUACGCUGACCACAGAUCUGAGUGUGUCAUAUAAACAUCCCCAAUAAUCCAAGUUGGCGCAGGAAACAUCAUUGAUGUAGAUUGUUUGUAUCAGUGAUGUUUUCUGGUCAGAAUGAUCACAACUUUACAAUUCGCACAUGAUUGUGAUGACUCUGUAUACAAUAUUUCACAAAAUAAAUGUCGUGAAUUUUAA
Messenger RNA from Haliotis rubra (blacklip abalone), 980 nucleotides. Its product is annotated as gamma-interferon-inducible lysosomal thiol reductase-like. Gene Ontology annotation, molecular function: oxidoreductase activity, acting on a sulfur group of donors, disulfide as acceptor. The record is from RefSeq and is a predicted model, not a curated record. The coding region runs from base 22 to 834 and encodes 270 amino acids. NCBI's taxonomy places the organism in Eukaryota, Metazoa, Mollusca, Gastropoda, Lepetellida, Haliotidae. The transcript has 5 exons.